Sorghum bicolor (sorghum) is the source of this 3862-nucleotide messenger RNA. Its product is annotated as jacalin-related lectin 3. The record is from RefSeq and is a predicted model, not a curated record. NCBI's taxonomy places the organism in Eukaryota, Viridiplantae, Streptophyta, Magnoliopsida, Poales, Poaceae. The transcript has 13 exons. Bases 245 to 3601 code for a protein of 1118 amino acids. Gene Ontology annotation, molecular function: cysteine-type peptidase activity; carbohydrate binding. Gene Ontology annotation, biological process: proteolysis.
ACCCCGAGUCGGCCGUCGCUUUCUUUGUGGCUUGUUCAUCAGAAACCUCUCCUCCCAAUCCGCCGCCUGCCUUGCUCUUGCUCUUGCUCUCCUAGCGCGCUCGUCUAGUCGUCGCCAUAUCUUCUCCACACUUCUCCGCUCUCCGGCGUACGGCUCCGAUCCGUACACGUACAAUCCAAACCCUCCUUAAAACUCCGCCCCGAGCAGGCGCAAGGAGUGCUGUGGAAGGUGGAAUCGCCAGAAAAUGCCCUCCGUCCUCCACCUUCUCUUGCUGCUGCUCGCCGCCUCGGCCGCGGCGGCAGCCACCGCUGGCGCUGGCGCUGGCGCUGGCACCAGCGGGGACCCGCGGGCGUACGAGGCGCUGUUCGACGCGUGGUGCGCGGAGCACGGGAAGGCCUACGCCACGCCCGAGGAGCGCGCGGCGCGGCUGGCCGUGUUCGCGGACAACGCGGCCUUCGUCGCCGCGCAUAACGCCCGCGUCAACGCCGCUGGUGGCGGCGGCGCGCCCCCGUCCUACACGCUCGCGCUCAACGCCUUCGCGGACCUGACACACGAGGAGUUCCGGGCCGCGCGGCUCGGCCGCAUCGCGGCGGGGGCGGCGGCGCUCCGGAGCCCCGCCGCGCCCGUGUACCGGGGCCUCGACGGCGGUCUGGGCGCGGUGCCCGAUGCGCUGGACUGGAGGGAGAAUGGGGCCGUCACCAAGGUCAAGGACCAAGGCAGCUGCGGAGCUUGCUGGAGUUUUUCCGCUACAGGUGCUAUGGAAGGAAUAAACAAAAUCAAGACAGGCUCUCUGGUCAGUCUUUCUGAACAGGAACUAAUUGACUGUGACAGAUCUUAUAAUAGUGGCUGUGGUGGUGGCCUCAUGGAUUAUGCUUAUAAGUUUGUGGUUAAAAAUGGUGGAAUUGACACAGAGGAGGACUACCCCUAUCGUGAAGCAGAUGGGACAUGUAACAAGAACAAGCUGAAAAAGCGAAUUGUGACAAUUGAUGGUUACUCUGAUGUACCUUCCAACAAAGAAGAUUUGUUACUUCAGGCUGUUGCCCAGCAACCAGUUAGUGUAGGAAUAUGUGGCAGCGCUAGAGCAUUUCAACUAUACUCCCAGGGUAUCUUUGAUGGUCCAUGUCCAACAUCUCUUGAUCAUGCUGUGCUAAUUGUGGGUUAUGGCUCUGAAGGUGGCAAGGAUUACUGGAUUGUGAAAAACUCUUGGGGUGAAAGUUGGGGAAUGAAGGGCUAUAUGCAUAUGCAUCGAAACACUGGUGAUUCCAAGGGUGUCUGCGGUAUAAACAUGAUGGCAUCAUUUCCUACCAAAUCAAGCCCCAAUCCUCCUCCUUCACCAGGCCCAGGUCCAACCAAGUGCAGUCUGCUUACAUACUGUCCUGAAGGAUCCACCUGUUGUUGCUCGUGGCGUAUCUUGGGCUUUUGUCUUUCCUGGAGCUGUUGUGAACUGGACAAUGCAGUUUGCUGCAAGGAUAACAAAUCCUGCUGCCCUCAUGACUAUCCUGUCUGCGAUACAGAUCGCGGGCUGUGUCUCAAGGCCAGCGGCAACUCUUCUGCUAUAGAAGGAAUCAGGAGGAAACGGACUUUCUCUAAAGCUCCCUCGUGGACUGGCUUAGUGGAAUUGAUGGACCAUGUCCAAGCAGAAGAAAGCGACAGCGACAGCGAAAGCGAAGAGGGCAAGGAGAAGGGCCUGGUGGAUUGGGUGCGGAACUGCUUGGUCAGGGUCACCGUCGGCGAGCCCAUCGACCCACUGGAGAUCUUCACCCGUGUUGCUCCACCUGCCGGCGGCUCCCCGCGAGAUCGCCGACCAUCUGCUCCACCUAGCAUCAAAAGCAUUAAUGGAAAGAGUCCCAUAGUGGUUGGACCUUGGGGAGGGACAGGAGGAUACCCUUGGGAUGACGGUGUGUACUCAACAAUACGCCAGAUCGUGAUUGGCCAUGGUGCAGCUAUUGACUCAAUAAGGAUUGAGUAUGAUCUGAAAGGAAGGUCAGUUUGGUCAGAAACACGUGGAGGUACUGAUGGAGGUUCUGAAACCGAUAAGGUGAAACUAGAUUUUCCAGAUGAAGUCCUUGUGUCUGUAAGUGGGCACUAUGGAUCUGUUUGUGGGACACCGGUCAUCAUAAGAUCAUUGACAUUUCAGAGCAACAGUUCGACGUAUGGACCUUUCGGCACCGAAGAUGGGACACCUUUCUCACUUCCAGUGAGCAGCGGCAAGAUCAUUGGAUUUCAUGGGCGGUCUGGGUCAUAUCUCAACUCAAUAGGUUUCUACCUGAAGCAAGUGCAUUUUCCAAAUCCGAUGAAUUCUCCAGCUUCACCUAUGAGCCUCCCAAGCUCACAAAGUAGAAAUGGCUAUGGUUUCAGUGGUGAUACUGGACCUGACAUGGUUCUCGCCGUGCGAGAUAGAGGCGAUAGCUAUGCUGUUUAUGCUAGCAAUCAGCCCAAGCAGCAAUAUACAAACCCAUCACCUGACUACAAUGAUGGAGCGCUCUGGAACAAGAUGGUUUCUUUCCCCAGUUAUUAUGGAGAUACAGGAGCUGCAGCCAUGAGCAGCCCUCAAACUUAUGGUCCCUGGGGUGGAAGUGGUGGCACCAUAUUUGAUGACGGUGUAUACACUGGUGUGUGGCAGAUCAAUUUAACACGUGCAGUGGGAAUUUCUUCUAUUAAGGUUCUGUAUGAUCGAAAUGGGCAGGCAGUAUGGGGUAACAAGCAUGGAUUCAGUGGAGGUGUUAUACCUGACAAGAUAAUAUUUGAUUUCCCGUCAGAGGUGUUGACUCAUAUAACCGGGUUCUAUGAUUCAGCAAUAAUCAUGGGCCCAACCGUGGUCAGAUCUCUAACGUUUCACACGAACAAGCGGACAUAUGGACCAUAUGGGGAUGAGUAUGGCACAUACUUCUCCACAAGUUUUACAAAUGGAAGGAUAGUAGGAUUUCAUGGCAGGGAGGGGUGGUACAUCGAUGGAAUUGGAGUUCAUGUUCAGGAAGGCAAAUUGGCAUCACAGCGAUUUGUUAGCAGACCAAAGACCGCGACUAGCCCAUCGGUACAGUACAACAUGCUUGCUCAAGCGCCGAGCAAUACAUAUACAGACAAUGAGGUUGCUUAUGGCAUGGUGAAAGAACCGGUUCCUAUGGGACCAGGACCAUGGGGUGGGGAGGGAGGCCGGGCGUGGGACGACGGAGUUUACACUGGCGUGAAGCAAAUCUACAUCAUGAGAGGAGCAUUCAUCGGGUCGAUACAGAUCGAGUAUGACAGGAGUGGCCACUCCAUCUGGUCUUCAAGGCAUGGGAACAGCGGCCACAUAACCCACAGGGUCAAGCUGGACUUCCCGCACGAGGUGCUGACGUGCGUGUACGGCUACUACAACACUAACAGGGAGGACGGGCCCCGGGUCCUGAGGUCGCUGACGUUCAUCACCAACAGGGGCAAGUACGGGCCUUUCGGCGACGAGUUCGGAUCCUACUUCUCGUCGGCGACGACGGAGGGGAAGGUGGUGGGGUUCCACGGCCGGAGCGGGCAGCACCUGGACGCCAUCGGCGUGCACAUGCAGCACUGGCUCGGGGACAGGAGGCCUGCCCCCAAGUACGUGUUGUCCAAGUACCUAUUCUGAUCACCGGGCUGGUCAGCUUAUACGAGAGGGAUGUAUCUAAUUUUUGGGCUGGUCGAUUUAAUUUACUUGUAGCUUCAGCAUUUGUUGGUCUUCAUUCCCUGUAUUCGGGGCAUACACCAAACAUAUCGAUCGAAUUGAAGAGAUGUAGUUGUCCAAGUACAUCAUCCUCUCUGUUGAAUUUCAAUACAUCCUUUGUCAGUUCUAAUGCCCAAUAUUCGAAUGUGCUGCUGCUUGCUAUGAACGCAGAGGCAGGGUGCUCCA